GCACUGCGCGGAUGCCAUAUUGGAAUGAAGCUGCCGCGGGUGCGGGCGCAGGGACGGCUCCGCGCAGCGCCGCGCACCGCGGGCUCCCGCUGCUGAGGCGCGGAAAAAAAAAAAAAGAAAAAAAAAAAAGAAAAAUUUUAACCCCCUCAAACUUCCUCAGUUUGUGCUCUAGGAACUCCCUGCUGCAGGAUGAAUUAGGAAGGGAAGGACUCUUCCUCUGAACCAUGGACACAAGGGCGUCCUUCAUCGCCACCAUGCAAGAGACCCAGCAUCUCUCCCCAGAGAAGGAUCAGAGCCCAGCCAAUGGCGACCAGGAGCAGUUUGAUUCAGAUGAGGGCUCCAGCAUUGAGGAUGCAGACUUCAACUGGGAUGAGUUCCUGGAAGAAACAGGAGCCAGCGCUGCUCCCCACACCUCCUUCAAACACGUUGAAAUCAGCCUUCAAAGCAGUUUCCAACCAGGGAUGAAAUUAGAAGUGGCCAACAAGAGCAAUCCGGACACGUACUGGGUGGCUACGAUCAUUACAACAUGUGGACAGCUCUUGCUGCUUCGUUACUGCGGCUAUGGAGAUGACCGCAGGGCGGAUUUCUGGUGUGACGUAAUGACAGCAGACCUUCACCCCGUUGGCUGGUGUACGCAGAAUAAUAAGGUCCUGAUGCCUCCGGAUGCAAUCAAAGAGAAAUACGUGGACUGGACGGAGUUUCUUAUACACGAUUUGACCGGCUCCAGGACUGCACCUGCAAAUUUACUGGAAGGCCCUCUGCGAGGAAAAAACCCUGUAGACCUCAUUACAGUUGAUUCCUUAAUAGAGCUGCAGGAUUCCCAGAAUCCCUUUCAGUACUGGAUAGUUAGUGUGGUUGAAAAUGUUGGAGGAAGAUUACGCCUUCGCUAUGUGGGAUUGGAGGAGACUGAAUCCUAUGACCAGUGGUUGUUUUACUUGGAUUGCAGACUUCGACCAGUCGGUUGGUGUCAAGAGAAUAAAUACAGAAUGGACCCACCUGCAGAUAUCUAUUCUCUGAAGACUGUAUCUGAGUGGAAAUGCUCUCUGGAAAAAUCCCUUACUGAUGCAGCAAAUUUUCCUCUUCCAAUGGAAGUAUUCAAGGACCAUGCUGAUUUGCGAAGCCACUUCUUCACUGUGGGGAUGAAGCUGGAGGCGGUGAAUAUGAAGGAGCCAUUUCAUAUCUGUCCUGCAUCAGUGACCAAGGUUUUUAACAAUCAUUAUUUACAAGUGACCAUUGAUGACCUGAGACCUGAACCCAGCAAAAUCUCAAUGCUUUGCCAUGCGGAUUCCUUAGGGAUCUUGCCAAUACAGUGGUGCCUUAAAAAUGGAGUCAAUCUCACACCUCCCAAGGGUUACUCUGGCCAGGACUUUGACUGGGCCGAUUACCAGAAACAGUGCGGAGCGGAGGCGGCGCCUCACCAGUGCUUCAGAAACACAUCCUUCAGUCGUGGUUUUACAAAGAACAUGAAGCUGGAGGCAGUGAACCCCAGGAAUCCUGCAGAGAUAUGCGUCGCCUCGAUCACCUCAGUUAAAGGACGGUUAAUGUGGCUUCACCUUGAAGGUUUACAGAUGCCCUCUCCAGAGUAUAUAGUUGAUGUAGAGUCUAUGGACAUUUUCCCAGUUGGCUGGUGUGAAGCGAAUGCUUAUAACCUAACUCCACCACACAAAGCUGUUUUGCGAAGGAAGAGAAGAAUUGCAGUUGUGCAACCAGAAAAGCAGUUACCAUCCACAGUGCCUGUUGAGAAAAUACCUCAUGACCUCUGCCCAGUUCCUCAGCCAGACACAACAGGCACCAUCAAUGGGAGAUACUGCUGCCCCCAGCUCUACAUCAACCACCGCUGCUUCUCAGGUCCAUAUUUAAACAAAGGCAGAAUAGCAGAGCUACCUCAGUCUGUCGGGCCUGGCAAGUGCGUGCUGGUCCUUAAAGAGGUUCUGAGCAUGGUGAUCAAUGCAGCUUACAAGCCAGGGAGUGUUUUACGAGAACUGCAGCUAGUGGAAGACCCUCAGUGGAAUUUCCAAGAGGAAACACUUAAAGCAAAAUACAGAGGGAAGACGUACAGGGCGACUGUUAAGAUUGUGCGAACGUCGGAUCAGGUGGCGGAUUUCUGCAGAAGAGUCUGUGCAAAGUUGGAGUGCUGCCCCAAUUUGUUCAGCCCUGUGCUGGUGGCUGAAGUCUGCCCGGAGAACUGUUCCAUUCAUACUAAAACCAAGUACACUUAUUAUUAUGGGAAGAGGAAAAAAAUCAUUAGGCCACCAAUUGGGGAAAAUAACAACAUGAAAAGUGGUCAUGUCAAGCCAGCCAGACGCAGAAAAAGGCGGAAAUCCAUCUUCGUGCAGAAGAAAAGGAGGUCAUCAGCUGUCGAUGUGAAUGCUGCAGGCUCUGGAGAGGAGAGUGAAGAUGAUGAGCCAGAUGUGAUGGAGGACGAGACAGGGAGCGAGGAAACGAGCUCCGAGCUACGCGACGACCAGACCGAUACCUCCUCCGCCGAGGUGCCCUCCACCAGGCCCCGGCGAGCGGUCACCUUGCGGAGCAGCACUGAGUCGGACAGGCCUCCUCCCACGGAGAGGGCCCGGCGGAGCCGCAAACCCCAGCCCCUCUCCUUCGGUGAGGCAGAGAAGUGCUCGCAAGUCAAGGAAGAAAUUAAGCAUGAAGAGGAAGAGAAGCUUGUCUUGGACAGUAAUCCGCUGGAGUGGACUGUGACGGAUGUCGUGAGGUUUAUUAAACUGACUGACUGUGCACCCCUUGCCAAAAUAUUUCAGGAGCAGGACAUUGAUGGCCAAGCCCUCCUGUUGCUGACACUGCCCACGGUGCAAGAAUGCAUGGAGCUGAAGCUUGGUCCAGCCAUCAAACUGUGUCACCAGAUUGAGCGAGUAAAAGUUGCUUUCUAUGCACAAUAUGCCAACUGACUGCACUUCUCCAUUUCUUUCUAUUCCCCUUCUUGUUCCCUCUCUUUUUUAACAUUGUGACUUGUUCAAGUUUUUCAUCCCCUCCCUCUUUUCUUCUCCAAAAACACAUGGAAUUGGAAGCUCUGGGAAUUAAUCUAUGGGGGAAAAAAUAACACAACGAAAAACUAGCAACAAAUUGAACUAAUUUUUCAGUACUUGUAGUAAAGCACACUGAAAGAUUGCUGGCAUCUCUUCUCGUGAGCCUCGCCAACCCAUUACGCUGUGGUGCCAGGCCAGCUUUGAUCAGACGGUUUGUCAUUCUUUAAAGCAAAGCUACGGAUGGCAGACACAUUCCCAAGGAGAAUGGUUGGACAUUUUCGGCUGAUGAUGGUUUGUGUAGGUCAAUUUCUGGACACGAACAAUCCUUUUAGCCAACUCUGACACACUUCUUUCAUAUUGAAAUGGAAGUGAACAUCUGUAACAUGACCUGGGCUUUACUUCAAAUUGAUCUUAGUGAUCAGUGGGCUUUUUUUGACCCCCCCUCUCCAGUCAUACGAAAGGAUGAAGUGUUACACCAGUCGUACGCUACUUGUUAUACCGGAGUGAUUUAUAAAGGAGGACUCAACCCAUGGUCUCUGUAUGUUAUCAGACAAAGCUGCAGUGAAUUGACAGGGCUGCACCAAGACCUAAGGCACAGUAAUGCUUUCUGAGCCAUGCUGGCUGUGUACAAGAAGCUGAAUGUCUCAGUGAUGGGAUCUGUACAGUAUUGCAUUCUUGUAAAGGACCAUGCAUGAUGUCCUUCAUAGUCAAGCCCAUCCAGUUAAAUUCAAGUCACUUCAAAGGCCUGGUUUUGGAGUCCAUGGCAUU
Molecule: messenger RNA, 3752 nt
Organism: Cygnus atratus (black swan)
Lineage: Eukaryota; Metazoa; Chordata; Aves; Anseriformes; Anatidae
Gene: SFMBT2
Product: Scm like with four mbt domains 2
Exons: 21
Coding region: 225-2906 (893 amino acids)
Biological process (GO): regulation of DNA-templated transcription
Cellular component (GO): nucleus
Molecular function (GO): histone binding; transcription corepressor activity
Source: RefSeq, a predicted model, not a curated record